Molecule: messenger RNA, 1885 nt
Organism: Procambarus clarkii (red swamp crayfish)
Lineage: Eukaryota; Metazoa; Arthropoda; Malacostraca; Decapoda; Cambaridae
Source: RefSeq, a predicted model, not a curated record
AGCACAGCUUCAAUGAUAGUGCAUAUCUUAAGUAGUCUGUAACCAGCGUUGGCAAAGUUGGAGCACUGCGAGAGGUACAUUACUUUCAAGGCUUGGCAAGAUUAAUGGAGAAAAGAGAGGAAAUGAUCUGGUCUUGUGGUAGCUGGAUGGUGAUGAUGAUGAUGAUGGUGGUGGUGGGUAAUGGGAAAGCAGAGAUGAUGGUGGCCCCAGAGUCCCCCUUCUGCACACAGCACGUAACCUUCCUUACCUGUGACUUCAAGGGAGCAGACGAGACUGUAGUACUUGAUGACGUGAAACCAGUGACAGGGAAAGAAGUCAAUAGGAUAUUCGUGCACAAUGUUCAAGAAUUGAUAAUUAUAGGAAACGUGUGUGUUCAUCUGGCCAUUUACAACGUGGCCAGUGUAAACUUCAGCACCACCAUCACCUGUCAACAACCUGAUCUCUCACUCAAGUUGGAGAACUCGGCAACAAACCUGGUACCUGGCUACAUUGCCCACCUAAAUCUAGUGGGGUCAUCUGCCCAAAAAGUUGUCUGUCACAAUGAUCUUAAGUUCCUUUCUGUAAUGAACUCAAAUUUGGGAGUGCUAAAUAUUAUUCGUCCUCUACAUGAUGUCACUGUUAAAUUUGAAGAUUCUGUGAUUGAUGUUCUAGCAGGGUUGAAAUUACAAAGCAAGUCACAGUUAUUAAUGAUAAAUGUAACCAUUAAUACAUUAGGCAAGAAUAGCAUACAUCUGCUGGAAGCAUCAGCAAAUAUAUGGAUUAGCAAUGUUAGAUCAUCACUUGAUCAAGCAAUAACACUUGGUCCCAAAUCCACCUUGUCCAUAAAAGAUGUUUAUGGCAAAGUAACUUUUGCUGGAUCACACGAUAUUAAUGAUAAAAUAGCAUUAGUUGAACCACAGGAUCAAAAUAGCAAAGUGUCAUCUAGAGGACAACGUGGCGUGUUACCACAACCCUCACACAAUGAUCACUCCCCUUAUCGGCAAUGCAGUAACUACUCCCACCUCAUGUGGUUCCUGCCCUCCCUGUUGGCUUUAGCAGAGGCAUUCAUUAUUAUUAUCAACUGUACUAACUGGUUCCCAGAUCUCAAGAGUAGACGCCAUAGGCAGGGGGUGGAGGAGGGUGCUCGUGGCGUGGUUACUAACAAAGGAGAAGGGGUAAGCUAUCCUGACUCUGCUUGCUACUUCAACAGUGAGACAGCGGUUCCAUUGCAAGGCAACAUACGACAAAGAGUGAACGAAAAAAAUGUUUAAGGCUGCUCUGGAGUGAUGUUCUAUGCUCAUCCUAUCACAAUUCUCAUGUUCUCAUAGUAGGUUACUUUACUUCAUAAUGAAAACUAUUGUCAUGUACUGUAUGUCUGUUUAGUUUCAUUACAGAAUGUAUGCACUUUCAAGGAAAGUGCAAAGAUAUUUGUAUAAAAAACAGAAAUCAAUAUAAUAUGCAAGAUAUAGAUUAUUUAUAUUUACCGUAAGCUAAAGAUUCAAGAGCCUUCUUGUAUUGUUGUUUGUGGCAGACAACAAUUAUUGCGCAUGAAAAAUUAUUAGUAUUGAAGAAUUCCUUUUAGAUACAUGUGUGUUUGAUUUAAUUUCAAACAUGGAACAAAAUUUCAUGACGGUAUAUGAAAGAUUGACAAAUAAAAACAUAAUGCAUGCAGCAACACAUAAUUUCAUGAUGGGGGGGAAAAAAAAAAAAAGAGUAGCAAAUCAGCUGUGACAAGUCUGAACAAAUUAUUUAGCACUGUACAGUACUUAUUAAAUUCAAAGUUAAUCGAAAUAAAUCUCAACACUAAAGUGAACAAAUACCUUCACGUCAAAAAUUGUAUACAGUAUUACUUUUCUGAAUAAUUUCUUUAACAGUGAUUAUGUUAGUAAUAAAUAUAAUACAAUUG